Glarea lozoyensis ATCC 20868 is the source of this 768-nucleotide messenger RNA. Its product is annotated as Acyl-CoA N-acyltransferases (Nat). Bases 1 to 768 code for a protein of 255 amino acids. Gene Ontology annotation, molecular function: N-acetyltransferase activity. The transcript has 3 exons. The record is from RefSeq and is a predicted model, not a curated record. Lineage: Eukaryota; Fungi; Ascomycota; Leotiomycetes; Helotiales; Helotiaceae. Gene Ontology annotation, biological process: protein acetylation.
AUGAGGGUUAACCAAGGAGUCGCUGUUUCGCUGAAAGAUAAAGUUCUCCUCGUCCCUUAUGAAUCGAGGCAUGUGGAGAGAUAUCAUGAAUGGAUGUCCGACCCCCUCCUCCAAGAACAAACCUCAUCUCUCCCGCUCACCCACCCAGAUGAAUACGCGAUGCAGAAAUCCUGGCGGGUAGAUAGGGAUAAAUUGACUUUUAUCAUUUGUUUGCCGCUAACUACCAUACCCUCUCUUACACCGAUCAGUACUGCGGACGAAACAACGACCGGACAAGUACGCAGUGGAGAAGUAGAUACCCCAGAAAGAAUGGUUGGAGAUGUGAAUAUGUUUCUUUCCGACGAUGAUGAAAACGAUGAAAGAGUGUUGGGGGAGUUGGAAAUCAUGAUUGCGGAAAAAGAAAUGAGAGGGAAGGGGUUUGCGAGGAGUGCGCUUGUUACGUUUAUACAUUUUAUCAGGACGCAUGUCUCGGAUAUCCUCUUGGAAUACUCAACUCCAUCCUCUCCAACGAUAACAACCUCUUCAAACCCAAUACCCGCAACAAUACCCCCACGGAACAAAUUGACUCUCCACGCCAAGAUCUCACAAGAGAAUACUGCUUCACUGGCGUUGUUUGAGAGUUUUGGAUUUUGCAAGACGAGGGAGGAAGUGAGUUAUUUUGGGGAGUGGGAUGUUAGGUUGGAGGGAUUUGGAGAAGGGGGAGUAUCGGAAAUAGAGGCAUUGGCGGUUGGGGACGGGUAUCAGGAGUUGAGGUAUGUUGAGGCUUGA